Molecule: messenger RNA, 483 nt
Organism: Thalassophryne amazonica
Lineage: Eukaryota; Metazoa; Chordata; Actinopteri; Batrachoidiformes; Batrachoididae
Gene: cnrip1b
Product: cannabinoid receptor interacting protein 1b
Biological process (GO): negative regulation of signaling receptor activity
Cellular component (GO): plasma membrane
Molecular function (GO): type 1 cannabinoid receptor binding
Source: RefSeq, a predicted model, not a curated record
AUGGCUCGGAUCCCUCAGACAGUCAAAAUUGGGAUUUCUCUGAAAAUGCUUCCAAACAGCGCUGUGUACUUAAAGUCCGACGGAUCCCGGUUCGAGCAGACCCGGACCAUUAAACUGCUGACCGGAUCCAAAUACAAAAUCGAAGUGGUCGUUAAACCUGGAGCGGUUGAGGCCACGUCAAUGGCUGUGGGUGGAGUGACAUUACCUUUGGAGCAACAGUCUAAAGAUGCACAGUCAGUGGUCUAUAGGGGUCAGUAUGACACAGAGGGUGUGGUACACACCAAGAGUGGGGAGAGGCCGGUUCAGGCCAGCAUACAGUUCACAGAGGCAGGCCUGUUUGAAACUGUGUGGCAGGUUAAGUACUAUAACUACAACAAGCGGGACCACUGCCAGUGGGGCAACAGCUUCUCCAGCAUUGAGUACGAGUGCAAACCCAACGACACACACAUGCUGAUGUGGGUCAACAAGGAGACAUUUGUCUGA